Molecule: messenger RNA, 466 nt
Organism: Paramecium sonneborni
Lineage: Eukaryota; Ciliophora; Oligohymenophorea; Peniculida; Parameciidae
Source: the annotation of a GenBank genome assembly
AAUCAUUAAAUAUGAUUUUUACUUACUUUGAUAUGAGAGUAUAUAGAAAUAUUAAUUAUUCAGAGAUUACAAAGUGGUAAUUAUUUCAAAAUCUAAGAGAAAGUAAGAAUUGAUUGGAAGAUGUAUGCAUGUCAAUUAUUUGUAUGGAAUUCAGUUGUAAUUGUUUCUAAAUUUAUUUUGUUUGGAUUCUAAGAAUUAAUUGCAGACUAAUUAAAUGAAACAGGUUCUUUUCUUUUAUCUCCUAUAACAAAUCCUGAAUUCCUUUUGGUAUUUGUUAUGAUAAUCAUUCCUUUUAUUAUGAAUGCAAUAACAGUAUUUUUAAAUUCAUUAUUUUAAGUUUUGGAUUUAAGAUAAUAUACUCAAGAAAUCUGAUUUUAGUAAUUAAGAGGAGAAAUAAUUAUUAAUUGGAACAUUCUAUGAGGGAACAUUAAAUGAAUAGUUUACAUAAGAAUUAGUUGUUUUGUGA